Molecule: messenger RNA, 3174 nt
Organism: Stomoxys calcitrans (stable fly)
Lineage: Eukaryota; Metazoa; Arthropoda; Insecta; Diptera; Muscidae
Exons: 2
Coding region: 96-2792 (898 amino acids)
Biological process (GO): DNA integration
Molecular function (GO): nucleic acid binding
Source: RefSeq, a predicted model, not a curated record
UGUUCCACCAGAUUUUUAUACGGGAGGAAGAUCGUAACGUUCAGCGGUUUUUAUGGCGUGCAGAAGAUGGUGAUGAAGAACCAAAUAUUUUUAUCAUGAAUGUCAUGAUUUUCGGCGCAUCAUGUGCACCAUGUAUUUCACAAUUUGUGAAAAACUUGAAUGCCAAUAAGUAUCGAAAUCAAUUUCCAGCUGCCGCUAAUGCAAUUGUGCAUAAUCACUAUGUGGAUGACUUUUUAGAUUCUGUGGACACAAUUGAAGAGGCAAUCCACCUAGCCAGAAAUAUUAAAUAUGUUCACAGCAAAGCGGGAUUUAAUAUACGAAAUUGGAUCUGUAAUAACAGUGACGUUCUAAAGGCAAUAAAUGGGGAACAUGGUCAAAAUCAGAAGGAUCUUAACUUAGGCAGUGGUGUUGAUACAGAUAAAGUUUUGGGUAUCUUUUGGAGUUCAAGGGACGAUUUUAUUACAUUCAAAGUAUCACCCCACCUUAAAGAGAGCAAUUUAUUUGUAAAAGGCAAAACGCCAACGAAGAGAAACUUGCUAAGAAUUCUUAUGACUAUUUAUGACCCUUUGGGACUCAUUGGUCAUUUCCUUAUGUACUUAAAGAUAGUGUUACAGGAAGUUUGGCGCAGCGGUGUUGGGUGGGACGAAGAAAUCCAUCCACCACAGAUGACUAAAUGGACAAACUGGCUGUCACAUUUGUCAGAAAUAGAAGACAUUAAAAUACCUCGCUGCUAUUUGCAGACGUUUAAAUCUUAUCAUAAUCUAGAUGUGGAGCUACAUACAUUUGCAGACGCUAGCGAAAACGGUUAUGCUGCGAUAUCGUACCUUCGUAUUUCAGACGGCAGUGAGGUGGUAAUUUCUUUAGUCGGAUCUAAAACCAAGGUCGCCCCACUCAAGAUGACAUCCAUACCGCGCCUAGAAUUAAUGGCAGCGCUAAUUGCUUCCAGAUUUGCGACCAGUGUUGUCAAUAGCGCGACCAUUAAUAUACGGCAACGAUAUUUUUGGUCUGAUUCAAAAACUGUCAUUAGCUGGAUAAAAUCAGAUCACAGGAGGUACCAUCAAUUUGUCGCAUUUCGGGUUAGCGAGAUAUUAGAACUAACUGAGUUGAGUAAUUGGCGCUGGGUACCGGGUAAACUUAAUGUGGCCGACGAAGCUACUAAAUGGAAGAGGUGCGGGCCAGAUUUAUCAAAUGGCAGUAGAUGGAUGAACGGACCCGAUUUUCUCCGAGAACCCCAAGAUGCGUGGCCAACUCAAGUCGAAAUUCAAACCGGCACAGACUGUGAGCAGAGGCAUCACAUAUUGGCUAUUGACGAAGUUAGCAGCUUUGUUAAUAUAGAACGUUUUUCACAGUGGCGGAGGGCUAUGAGAGCUGUGGCGUACGCUAUUCACUACAUAAACAAACUGAGAAAACCCGAUCACCACUGCGAAUUAACCCAAGACGAGCUUAUUAAGGCCGAAACUGUUUUAUUGAAGCAGGCACAGAAGGUGGUCUAUAACGAAGAAAUUGCUCUUUUGAUGAAAGGUGAAAAGGUAAGCAAGUCAAGUGCGAUAUUUAAGUUGUGUGCCUUUGUAGCGGAGGAUGGUGUAUUGCGCAUUGAUGGGAGAAUAGACAGAGCUUCCGUAACAAAGGAGAUGAAGUACCCCGCCAUCUUACCAAAAGACAGCUACAUCACGAUGCUUUUAAUAAUGCACUACCAUUGCAGUUACCGUCAUGGAAACAACGAAACCGCCAUUAAUGAAAUUCGACAAAAGUUUUAUAUACCUCGGCUAAGAACAAUUUUUAAAAAAGUAGUGCGCAAAUGUCAAAUGUGUAAAGUUAAGAAGGCACGGCCUGUCUACCCUCAGAUGGCGAAGCUACCCAGGGCUCGUUUGUCUGCAUAUGUAGCACCGUUUACAUUUACAGGUCUAGAUUUCUUUGGACCCUUACUGGUGACUGUAAAUAGACACAAGGAAAAGCGGUACGGAGCUUUGUUUACAUGCCUAACGAUUCGAGCGGUUCACAUUGAAAUUGUGCAUUCACUCAAUACUAGUUCGUGUAUAUUGGCAAUACGAAAUUUUGUGGCCAGAAGAGGCACACCAAGGGAAAUUUUCAGCGAUAAUGGCACCAACUUUGUUGGUGCCGAAAGAGAGUUGCGUGAAGCUAUAAAACAAAUGGAUUCCAAUGAGUUUGUUCGCCAUUUUACAACAGCAACGACGAAGUGGAACUUCAAUCCACCUUCAGCACCUCACAUGGGCGGGGUAUGGGAGCGUAUGGUGCGCUCCGUCAAAACAGUUCUCUACCGCAUUAUGCCAACAAGGUCGCCCAAUGAUGAAACUCUUGUGAGUAUGAUGUCCGAGGUGGAGAAUAUAAUAAAUUCUAGGCCCCUGACGUAUGUCCCAAUAGAUAACGAAAGUCAAGAGGCAUUAACUCCUAACCAUUUGCUUUUGGGGAGUUCCAAUGGCAUGAAGCCGCUAGUUGAAUAUGAUGAUAGUGUGCACGUUCUUAAAAGCAGUUGGUUGGAAACUCAGCAGUUCGCACAAAGAUUUUGGAGACGGUGGUUAGCCGAGUAUUUGCCCUCACUCACUUGCCGGUCAAAGUGGUUUGAAAAAUCUAAGCCGUUGAGGGUUGGUGACUUGGUGGUUGUGGUUGACCCUGCUAAUCCUCGAAAUGUGUGGCCUAGAGGAAAGGUUCUGAGUACAAAAAUGGCAGAGGAUGGACAAGUUCGGAGUGCUAAGAUAAUGACAUAUUGUGGAGUUCUUGAGAGGCCGGUUGCAAAAUUGGCUGUUCUCGACGUGGCUCAGGUUGAAGAGUAAGGCUGCGACAUGAUGUCUUGUCAUACUGCGGGGUGGUGUUACCGCCACUGUCGAUUUUAUGUUAUCGAUUAUUCUUAAAUAGUUAUUGCUAUUAAUUCUUGUGAUUUGUUUAUUGUUUGUCAAAUUUUGUAAAAGGGAGAAUGAAAAACUAUUACUGGCGAAAAAGGCGCGGUGAAGAAGAGUGCACUGAAAGAAGAUAAGGAAUUCAUCUUUUAUAUCUUUGUGUUAACAAAGAUACACAAAAGUUAUUAUAUUCUUUUAAAAAAUUUACAGGCGCUAAGUUUUCAUACCAAAAUGAAUUUUAAUACUCAAAUAUAAAACACCAAUCUGGAAACCCUAACGAGUUUUGUAUUUGGUGUUCAAAAUCCAGUGGAAUCUUGGC